AUGCCAUUGAUAAAUGAUAUUCUGCCCAAAGUUUCCUUGUGGAAGUCCUCUCCAUCUCAACUCACCGAGAUGCCACUGGUUGCCGCCGUUCUAUCAAAAGCGUUCAUGUAUAAAUCUUCUCUGCCCACGUUUCUGUUCACCGAGGGUUUCUUGUGGAUGGCACUUAAGGCGACCAUCUCAGCUCUGAUCUUAAAACUUAUAAUUACCUGCGUAUAUCGAAUAUUCUUUCAUCCAUUCGCCAAGUAUCCAGGUCCAUGGACAGCUAAAGUAUCGGACUUCUAUGCUGCCUAUCAUAAUGGAAAAGGGCAAUUUCACAUACAAACCAAGAUUGGCCAUAGAAAAUAUGGACCAGUAUUCCGUCAAGGGCCAAAUAAGCUUGUUUUCAACAGUCCGCAGGCACUGCAUGAUAUAUACUCUUCAAAGGAGGUUCUGAAAAGUUUUGCAUAUGAGACCUUUGUUCCAGGGCCAGGACAGUACAACAUCUUCACAGUCAUUGAUAGUACCGCCCAUCGACACAAGAGCAAGAUGCUCAGUAAAGCGUUCUCCGAUCGAACUAUGAAGGAAUUUGAGCCUACCAUGCUUUAUCACAUCGAUCUCUUUGUGAAAAAUCUCAUGUCAUGUUGUGACGAAAGAGGAAGUACUUGGUCAAUUCCGAUCAACAUGACAAAACGUUCUGGAUAUCUUCAAUAUGACGUGAUGGGUAAAUUUGGAUUUGGAUCAUCAUUUGACAUGCAAACGAAGUCUGACAACCACUUUCUUAUGGACGCAGUCGAAGCUAUUUGUCUUAGAGGUGGCAUUUAUUCGCAAUAUCCCAAGUUGGCUCGCUUGCCAAUUGACAAAUUCAUGGCCUUUUCGAAAAUUGCAGAAAUGCGCACUAAGUACUCGAACCUAGUCACACGCCUGGUCAAGGCUAGAGUUGCUGCCCCAAAGAAUUUUCAACCAGAUAUUUUCAAAUUUCUGGUCGAUGCUACGAAUGCUGAGACGGGGAAGGGCUUUACAGAAGCGGAACUAUGGGCUGACAGCAGAUUCUUGUUGAUAGCUGGAGCCGAUACUUCGAAGACCUUACGACAAGAUCGAACAACCCCACAGAGUGGGAUUGUGAGUGGCACAGUGUAG
Venustampulla echinocandica is the source of this 1116-nucleotide messenger RNA. RefSeq lists its product as uncharacterized. The transcript has 5 exons. The record is from RefSeq and is a predicted model, not a curated record. Bases 1 to 1116 code for a protein of 371 amino acids. Lineage: Eukaryota; Fungi; Ascomycota; Leotiomycetes; Helotiales; Pleuroascaceae. Gene Ontology annotation, molecular function: oxidoreductase activity, acting on paired donors, with incorporation or reduction of molecular oxygen; heme binding; monooxygenase activity.